Molecule: messenger RNA, 2056 nt
Organism: Neolamprologus brichardi
Lineage: Eukaryota; Metazoa; Chordata; Actinopteri; Cichliformes; Cichlidae
Gene: b4galt7
Product: beta-1,4-galactosyltransferase 7
Biological process (GO): proteoglycan biosynthetic process; carbohydrate metabolic process
Cellular component (GO): Golgi apparatus
Molecular function (GO): xylosylprotein 4-beta-galactosyltransferase activity
Source: RefSeq, a predicted model, not a curated record
UUGGACCACAGUACAGUCAGCUUGCUGUUCUUUCAGCGAGUAAAAACGCUGAAAUAUGCUUCCAAUCGGAGCCUAUCGUGUUACAUUUUUGUUUUGACAGAAAUAAAAAUUUAGCAGACACUCGCAUAGGCUCGGUGACCGUCGGUAAAGCCCAGGUUAUAGCCGGGAGGAGCUGAGUUUGGACCCGGAGCGGCGAUGUGAGCGAACCGCUGAUGCUACGUGUACAGUUAGCUGCGGAAGCUAACGGACCGGAGGAGGAUUUAAAUCUGAGCAGAUGAUAAGCAGCUGUACGGCGGCAGCAGAGCGGGGCACAGAGCCGAGGGCCGGCAUGGAGCACAGUCUGGUCUCCGUCAACACUUACAAAUGAGGAAAGAUGGAGGAGAAAAGCCUGUAAUAACCAAGCUAUAAUUUAUAACAACAAGAAGGAGAGGAGAGAAGCUGGUCCGACUUUACAGCGAGUCCGGCAACAUGAUGUAUUCAUCCAGGAGGAAACCCGUGCUCUACUUCAAAGAGGACAGGAGGUACCUGUCCGGUAAAUGCACCGUCUACAAGCUGUUCGGGCUGUGCAUGGUGCUGGUCCUCGUCUCUCUGCUCUGGCUGCAGCUCAGCUGUUCAGGUGACAUGUCUGCGACGCACGGAGAACGAUGCAUGCCCCAACAGCCGGCGCCACCCUGCCCGGCCAGCGGUCAGGCGUUCGUGGUGGACGACCUGUCUUGGGGGCCUCACAAACUGGCCGUCGUAGUUCCCUUCAGAGAGCGCUUUGAGGAGCUGCUGGUGUUCGUUCCCUUCAUUCACGCGUUCCUCAACAAGAAUAAGAUCCGCCACAAGAUCCUCAUCAUCAACCAGGUGGAUCACUACAGAUUUAAUCGGGCAUCUCUGAUCAACGUGGGCUACACGGAGAGUGGUAACGACACCGACUACCUGGCCAUGCACGAUGUGGACCUGCUGCCCCUGAACGACGCUCUAGAUUACGGCUUCCCAGAGAAAGGGCCGUUCCACGUGGCCUCACCAGAGCUUCACCCCCUCUACCAUUACAAAACCUACGUAGGAGGAAUCCUGCUGCUUACCAAGAAGCAUUACCACAUGUGUAACGGGAUGUCAAACCGGUUCUGGGGUUGGGGCAGAGAGGACGACGAGUUCUACAGACGGUUGAGAAAAGCAGAGUUACAGCUGUUCAGACCGAGCGGCAUCACCACAGGAUAUAAAACCUUCCUGCACGUCCAUGACCCAGGCUGGAGGAAGAGGGACCAGAAACGAGUCGCUGCUCAGAAGCAGGAGCAGUUUAAGGUGGAUCCGGAGGGGGGUCUGACUAACCUCCAUUAUGAGGUGGAGUCCCGACAGGAGCUGACCAUCAGCGGCGCCCCCUGCACUGUCAUCAACACCAAACUGGAAUGCGACCAGAACCAGACGCCCUGGUGUCUUCUGGGAUAGCGGGCAGCUGGUUUGAGGACAGCGGUUCCUGUUUCUGACUCUUUUACGGAUAAAUCUGCAGCUGGAGCGUCCAAACAAAUGUUUAAUUUACUCUUUGAGGUACAUCUCCACAUGAAAACUGCUGUAUUAGUAACAAUAAUUAAUAACAAAUGAUCCGAAGAUGGUUUGUCGGCGUCUGACCUCUGACCUCAGCAGCCUGGACGGAUCCAGUUCAGGACUCAUGUUUUUCUGCUCUUCCUGGUACCUGCUGGCACGGCGUGAACGCAGACCUGCAGCCUGUUUUUUAGCUUUUAGACUCAGCUCGGGGCCGUGCAAAUACAUGCAGAGAGCGCUGCACACUUCUCCGGGCGUCACGAGUGUCCGUUACUCCUGUAUCAUGUGAGCGUCACAGGACUGAUUUUUUUUCUUUUUACCCACGAUGGAGGUAAAGAUGGAAUAAAAACUCAUCAGUCAGUGAAGUGAAAGUGUUUUUAUUGUCCUGCUGAAAUUGAGUCAUUCCUUCAUGUAUUUUGUUUUUUUGUUUUCUUUUUAGGGAAGACUUUGGUCAAAAUGGACGCUUGUAGGAGUGUUGGGGUCACUGUAUGCUGAUUUUACAUUUCAGAAAUAAACUCUCUGUUUCAACCCA